Annulohypoxylon maeteangense is the source of this 1035-nucleotide messenger RNA. RefSeq names its product putative aldo-keto reductase. The transcript is spliced from 4 exons. NCBI's taxonomy places the organism in Eukaryota, Fungi, Ascomycota, Sordariomycetes, Xylariales, Hypoxylaceae. Bases 1 to 1035 code for a protein of 344 amino acids. Gene Ontology annotation, cellular component: cytoplasm. The record is from RefSeq and is a predicted model, not a curated record.
AUGCCUGCUAAGCCUAUCCUCCACCCCCUCGGCAAGAACGGCCCCCUGGUGCCGGCCUUGGGCUUGGGACUCAUGGGUCUAUCUUAUUCGACCUACGGGACACUUACCGACGAAGAAGAGCGGUUUAAAUUUCUUGACCACGCUCUUGAAAUCGGAUCUACAUUCUGGGAUACAUCCGAUCUUUACGGAGACGGAGAGCAAUUUGUUGGGAAAUGGUUUAAGCGAACCGGAAAGCGUGACCAGAUCUUCAUCGCCUCCAAGUACGGCCACAUCAAGGGUAGCGCGACCUUCGAGGCCGACAGUUCCUACGAGUACACUAAGAAGGCUGCGGCCAAGAGUCUCGUGGCUCUCGGUGUCGACUGUAUCGAUCUGUACUACAUCCACAGCGUCAAUGAAAACGUGCCCAUCGAAGAAACCAUGAAGGCCCUAAAAGAGCUACGGGACGAGGGUAAGAUCAAGCACAUCGGUCUCUCAAUGGUAUCCUCCACCACCCUCCGACGCGCCGUAAAAAUCGCCCCCGUAGCCGCCGUGCAAACCGAGUACUCAGUACUCAGCCAGCGCAUCGAAGGCGAAUCCGGCACGAACCUCCUCCAAGCCUGUCGCGACGUCGGCGCCGCCAUCGUAGUCGCCACCCCGCUCGGGCGCGGUCUUCUCACCACCGCCUUCUCGAACACCGAAACGACAUUCGACAGCGCAGACAUGCGACCCAAAGCCCUCCCGCAAUUCAUGGACGGAAACCGGGAGUCAAACAUCGCGUACGUGGCCAAGUUCCGCGAGCUCGCCGACCGCAAGGGGUGUACCGUAGCGCAGCUGGCACUAGCCUGGCUGCUGAAGCAGGGAGAUGAUAUCUUCCCGAUCCCCGGGACGAAGAGGGUGAAGUACCUCGAGGAGAACUGGAAUGCGAUGGAUGUGAAGCUGAGCGAUGCGGAGGAGAAGGAGAUCCGGGCUUUUGCGAGGGAGAAUGAGGUUAAGGGGGGUACGGUGCCGGAUGCGUUUGCGCACCAUCUGUUUAAGGAGACUAAGGAGCUUAGCUGA